AUGCUCCAUCUCCGCGGUGGCAAUUGUUCCAUCGUCGCUGCGCCGGAAAAGCUCUCUCCGCAAGAGGUCAUCAAAUUGAAAGAAACAAGAUUUCCCCGAGGAUCUAGUGCUGCGAGCCAAUGGUUUGCUAUGUGGAACCAGCUCUUUCCCGGACACACUGAGCCACAGACUCCCUACAAGGAGUCCAACAACAUCAAGGAGGUCAUUUCUCUCAUCUCGCCCACCGUAGAGAGUUACUUCCAUGCUGCCUUUCCUGUUCUGUCUCCGCAGCAUCGCCAGAGCGAUGUUUCACCCAUCAAGAUUAUCAUGGACAAUGUCUGGCGUGAUUUCUGCAACAACCUCCCCACCUCACGUCAAGGGCCCUCCAUCGAGCGCCCAAGCCUGGAUAAUAUUGGCCACAACCAGGGCAGCAGGGUUGCUCCCACCAUUCUGUUAUCACCAUCCUUUACAAACUCACAACAUGAUGCUAUAGCCGUGCUUGCGUCUCCCUCUCUUGGGAACAACCUGACAAGCAUGGCCCCGACUAUCGAUUCAACAUUGGGGUUCGGGCUGCCUGGAAUUCCGGUGUCUAUUAACACAGGACCACACAAUGCCUUCUUCAUAGCCGAUCCAUUCUCGCCCUAUAUCUAUGAUCACACCUUUGGGGAUGCAGAUGUAGAUGAAUCCGGGUUUGCCGAGUUUGGUGCAGACAAUUAA
This is a messenger RNA of Clonostachys solani, 696 nucleotides long. The record is from the annotation of a GenBank genome assembly. NCBI's taxonomy places the organism in Eukaryota, Fungi, Ascomycota, Sordariomycetes, Hypocreales, Bionectriaceae.